AAGAGAAGACAACACAAUUUUUUUUUUUGUCUUCACAACUAAAAAUUCUUAAUUUUUUAAACCUCCCCCUAUCCUCUUCCAAAAAAUGAGGAGUCAUUACCUACGAAGAAAGAGAAAUAACAGUUAAAAAUUAAAAAGAAAUGAUAAGAACUUGAAUAUGAAAUCGCCGUCGAAAAAUUACUAUGUCGUUGAUCUGUUGGCGAUGUAGGACGACAGAUGUUGGGCUUGAGGAAGACGAGUUCGAAGAUUUGGCAGAUGGCGAAGCAAUCAGACUCUAUUGCCUGUACUGUGACUGCAAGUCCUCAAUAUUGAACGAACCCUUGUUUCGUUUUGGACGAAGAUAUUCAAGGGGCGGAUUGCUCAAUUCCUUAUUGGAUAAACCAUUAUCCCGUGAAGAAUUAUUGUACUUACACUUUUCUCCUAGGUUCUUGAAAGCUUGGUUCUCAAUUGGUGUUGGUUUUAGUCUUGCCGUUUUAUCUUCUGUUAUUAUGAUUCUUUUAUAUGAAAUCAGCCAAAUACUGCGUUUUUACUAUGGCAACACCCAGAUGAGCAAUAUGAUGAGUGAAUAUCAAUUUGUUUUUUCUUCUACGAUAUCAGGCUUGACCAUCUCACUGGCUGACGUUGGAUAUCUGUGCUUGUCGUCCAUCUUGUCGGUUUCAGUGCAUGAACUUGGGCACGCUGUAGCUGCUGCAAGGUUUAUUUCCUUGAUGGUGAGGCCAUUUCAGAGGUGAUUAUACACUACUUUAGGAUCCUAAGUCCGAGGAGGAGGAGAACCAUUCUUCAGUAUUUCCUGUUUGGUGGAACAGUUGCAUCUAUUCUUAUCUUCGCCCGGGUUUUCCUUCUUUUAUUGUGAGGUAGAAUAUCAUCAUAUCGUACUGCUCGUAGAGGUGGAGCUUCUAGACAUAUUUUCCCCCUCCGCAGGUUUGGAAAUCGAGGUGCACCAAGUUGGACCAGACACCACGGUUAUUAAAAAAAGAUUGAUCAACGUGGUAAACUGCUUUUAGUCAGUUUUAGUUCGAGUAAUAGGAAUGUAUGUUAGCAUACGUACUGAUACAAAAGAUAUCUACUCACCUACGGCUGGCACUGCCUCCUUUGUAUCUUUUGUUUAAUUGAUGAAGUUUAAUCUUCUAGACCCUAAAAAAGACAGAUGUACGUGGUGAAUGUUUUUUUUUUGUGCC
Molecule: messenger RNA, 1178 nt
Organism: Capsicum annuum
Lineage: Eukaryota; Viridiplantae; Streptophyta; Magnoliopsida; Solanales; Solanaceae
Product: membrane-bound transcription factor site-2 protease homolog
Biological process (GO): regulation of response to endoplasmic reticulum stress; membrane protein intracellular domain proteolysis
Cellular component (GO): membrane; cytoplasm
Molecular function (GO): protein binding; metalloendopeptidase activity
Source: RefSeq, a predicted model, not a curated record